Messenger RNA from Budorcas taxicolor (takin), 1402 nucleotides. It is a transcript of the gene GPR22, whose product is annotated as G protein-coupled receptor 22. Gene Ontology annotation, cellular component: membrane. Lineage: Eukaryota; Metazoa; Chordata; Mammalia; Artiodactyla; Bovidae. Gene Ontology annotation, biological process: G protein-coupled receptor signaling pathway. Gene Ontology annotation, molecular function: G protein-coupled receptor activity; peptide binding. The record is from RefSeq and is a predicted model, not a curated record. The transcript is spliced from 2 exons. Bases 101 to 1402 code for a protein of 433 amino acids.
AUGACAUCAUGUUAUCAUUUUGUGGAAAAGUGCUAUAGUGAGCCAAAAGGCCCAUAAGGCAACAACAAACAGGUAGGGAAAAAACAGCUGCUCCAAAAGAAUGUGUUUUUCUCCCAUUCUGGAAAUCAACAUGCAGUCUGAAUCUAACAUUACAGUGCGAGAUGACAUUGAUGACAUCAACACCAAUAUGUACCAACCACUAUCAUAUCCAUUAAGCUUUCAAGUGUCUCUCACCGGAUUUCUUAUGUUAGAAAUUGUGUUGGGACUUGGCAGCAACCUCACCGUAUUGGUACUUUACUGCAUGAAAUCCAACUUAAUCAACUCUGUCAGUAACAUUAUUACAAUGAAUCUUCAUGUACUUGAUGUAAUCAUUUGUGUGGGAUGUAUUCCUCUAACUAUAGUUAUCCUUCUGCUUUCACUGGAGAGUAACACUGCUCUCAUCUGCUGUUUCCAUGAGGCCUGUGUAUCUUUCGCAAGUGUCUCAACAGCAAUCAACGUUUUCGCUAUCACUUUGGACAGAUACGACAUCUCUGUAAAGCCUGCAAACCGAAUUCUGACAAUGGGCAGAGCUGCAAUGCUAAUGAUAUCCAUUUGGAUUUUUUCGUUUUUCUCUUUCCUGAUUCCCUUUAUUGAGGUAAAUUUUUUCAGCCUUCAAAGUGGAAAUACAUGGGAAAACAAGACACUUUUGUGUGUCAGCACAAAUGAAUACUACACAGAACUGGGAAUGUAUUAUCACCUGCUAGUACAGAUUCCAAUAUUCUUUUUCACUGUCAUAGUGAUGUUAAUCACAUACAGCAAAAUACUUCAGGCUCUCAAUAUUCGAAUAGGCACAAGAUUCUCAACAGGGCAGAAGAAGAAAGCAAGAAAGAAAAAGACAAUUUCUCUAACCACACAACAUGAGACUACAGACAUGUCACAAGGCAGUGCUGGGAGAAAUGUAGUCUUUGGUGUUAGAACUUCAGUGUCUGUAAUAAUUGCUCUCCGGCGAGCUAUGAAACGACACCGUGAACGACGAGAAAGGCAAAAAAGAGUCUUCAAAAUGUCUUUAUUGAUUAUUUCUACAUUUCUUCUCUGCUGGACACCAAUUUCUGUUUUAAAUACCACCAUUUUAUGUUUAGGCCCAAGUGACCUUUUAGUAAAAUUAAGGUUGUGUUUUCUAGUCAUGGGUUAUGGAACAACUAUAUUUCACCCUCUAUUAUAUGCAUUUACUAGACAAAAAUUUCAAAAGGUCUUAAAAAGUAAAAUGAAAAAGCGAGUUGUUUCCAUAGUAGAAGCUGAUCCCAUGCCUAAUAAUGCUGUAAUACACAACUCUUGGAUAGAUCCUAAAAGAAACAAAAAAAUCACCUUUGAAGAUAGCGAAAUUAGAGAAAAAUGUUUAGUACCUCAGGUUGUCACAGACUAG